This is a messenger RNA of Monodelphis domestica (gray short-tailed opossum), 5925 nucleotides long. RefSeq names its product solute carrier family 41 member 2 (gene SLC41A2). Gene Ontology annotation, biological process: monoatomic cation transport. The record is from RefSeq and is a predicted model, not a curated record. Gene Ontology annotation, molecular function: monoatomic cation transmembrane transporter activity. Lineage: Eukaryota; Metazoa; Chordata; Mammalia; Didelphimorphia; Didelphidae. Gene Ontology annotation, cellular component: plasma membrane.
UGCCUCAGGAGUGAUGGGUGCAUGCCAUGUCUGGACAUGGUUGCUGUGAGUGUUGCCUGAUGCAGGCAUGUAGUUGUGACAUUGUGCGACCCGGUGUCAGUAUGUGAAGGUCUGUGCUAUAGGCAAUGUGUCAUUGUGUGACACGUUGUGUUGUGUGACAUGUGACAGGUGUGCUGUAUGGCAUCCCAUGAGGAAGGCAUCUUGUGUGGUGAAGGUGUGCCAUUGCCUGGCAUCACUACUGUGGGAUGGAGGCUGUCAUUGUGUGACCUGUGGCAUCGCAUGGCAUUGUGUGGCAGAGGGUUGCAGUUGAAUGAUGGAGGUAUGCCCUUGCAGGAUGGGGAUACACAACAUCCUCAUGUGAUGUUGAUGUAUCAUUGCAUGGCAUUGGUACUACGUGAUGAAGGCUGUCAUUGUGUGACAGAUGUGGCAUUGCAUGGCAUUGUGUGGUGGAGGUGUACCAUUGCAGGUGUGGUGAGUGCAUCAUCGUGGGAUGCAGGCUGCUUGUUGUAUGACAUCGCAUGGUGUGGAUGGGUCAUUGUGUGGUUCAGAAUGUCAUUUUGAUGCAGGUGUGCAGUGUGUGGCACAUGGUAGCAUGUCAUUACAUGACAUGGACAUGCAGCUACAUGUCAUUGUAUGUCAUGACAGGAAGUUGUGUGACAAAGGUGUGUCAUUGAGAGAUGGAGCUGUGUUGUAUGAUGUUCCAUGAUGCAGGUGUGAUGGAAAUGUGUCAUUGAAUGACACUGAAUGAUGUGAGUCUGUCAUUCCAUGACACAGGCAUAUCAUUGCAUGCGUUGCAUGACACAUCUGCCUGAAGCUCAGGUCAAUACCCUACACUCCAGAGACUGAAUUCAACUUUAAAAAUAUAGUUAAAAUUCAAGACAGAAGCUAGAAAAAUGAACAAACACCAACAAAAAGAAUCUGACCAUAGAAUGUUACUAUGGAGACAGGGAACAUUGAGACACAAACUCAGAAGAAGACAAAGAAGUCAAAGAAGCUACAUGCCAGUGGUGGAUGGGGGGAAAGGAAGAAUUAUUAUAUAUGUUAGUCAAAUUCUAUCUGUGAAAAUACCAAGCAUUUCAUAUCACUGAAACCAUUGGGUUUUUUUUUUCUGCUUGAUGAAAUGACCUCUUUGAUUUAAAUCACUAUUUGUAUUUGUCAUCUGCUAUUUUCUCAUGCUAGCUGAGACCUACGGAGCACAGUGACAGGGGCAUUGUGACAACAAUAUGACUAAUAGUAACGGAAGAGCUAUCACAAACAAAACCAGUAGCAUAGUGGGAAAUAGUAGGGAAAGAUUGGUAAAUUGGACUCUCAAUUUAAAUACAGUUCAGCCUGACAAAUUUUUAAGCCUGUUAUUGAGUAUGGUACCUGUCAUUUACCAGAAGAGUCAAGAUGACAGGCAUAAAAAAACCAAUGGCAUCUGGCCAGAUGGUCUUCCAGCAUCAGCACAGACAUUUAACAUAAGAACAGAUCAGCACAUGGAGUAUCAUCAUUUCUCAGAGCAAUCUUUUCAUGGCAAUAACGGACAUGUUCCGUCAAGCUGUAGCCCAAAGUAUGAUGACUAUGCUAACUAUAAUUACUGUGAUGGGAGGGAGACUUCAGAAACGGCUGCCAUGUUAAAAAAUGAAGACAUGUCCAGUGAUGGUGAUGAAGAUCUCAUUGGGGAAGGGAGUCCCCGAUUGCCAAAAGAGUCCAGUGGCACAAUGGCCUUGCAGAUACUGGUGCCGUUUCUGCUGGCGGGUUUUGGAACAGUUUCAGCUGGCAUGGUUUUAGACAUAGUACAGCACUGGGAGGUGUUCAAAAAUGUGACCGAAGUUUUUAUUUUGGUUCCUGCACUUCUUGGUCUCAAAGGAAACUUGGAAAUGACCCUGGCAUCCAGACUAUCAACUGCGGUAAAUGUUGGGAAGAUGGAUUCCCCCAUUGAAAAGUGGAACCUAAUUAUAGGCAACUUGGCCCUAAAACAGGUUCAGGCAACAGUGGUGGGUUUUCUAGCUGCUGUGGCUGCCAUCAUUCUUGGCUGGAUUCCAGAAGGCAGAUACCGCCUCGAUCAUUCCAUCCUUCUAUGUGCCAGCAGUGUGGCCACUGCCUUCAUCGCAUCUCUCUUGCAGGGAAUAAUCAUGGUUGGUGUCAUCGUUGGCUCAAAGAAGACUGGUAUCAACCCAGACAAUGUAGCCACUCCAAUUGCUGCUAGUUUUGGAGACCUCAUUACUCUGGCCAUAUUAGCCUGGAUAAGUCAGGGUCUUUAUGCAUGCCUUGAGACAUAUUAUUACAUCGCUCCCUUAGUUGGUGCCUUUUUCUUGGCUCUGACUCCCAUAUGGAUUGUAAUAGCUGCCAAACAUCCAGCUACAAGGACUGUUCUCCAUUCAGGCUGGGAGCCUGUCAUAACAGCCAUGGUUAUAAGCAGUAUUGGAGGCCUUAUUCUAGACACAACAGUAUCAGAUCCAAAUUUGGUUGGAAUAGUUGUGUACACUCCAGUUAUUAAUGGUAUUGGUGGUAAUUUAGUAGCUAUACAAGCUAGCAGAAUUUCUACCUACCUGCAUUUACACGGCAAGCCAGGCGAAGUGCCUGAUGAAGCCAGAGGCUGCUAUUACCCAUGCCGAACCUUUUUUGGUCCAGGAGUCAAUAACAAAUCUGCCCAAGUUCUUCUACUUUUAGUGAUUCCUGGACAUUUAAUUUUCCUCUAUACCAUCCACUUAAUGAAAAGUGGUCACACUUCUCUGACUGCAAUCUUCAUCGCUGUAUUCUUAUUUGCUGCUGUAUUACAGGUAUUCACCUUGCUGUGGAUCGCCGACUGGAUGGUCCAUCACUUCUGGAGAAAAGGAAAGGAUCCUGACAGCUUCUCCAUCCCAUACCUCACGGCUUUAGGCGAUCUGCUGGGCACGGCCUUGUUGGCCUUGAGCUUUCAUUUUCUGUGGCUCAUCGGGGAUAGAGACGGAGAUGUUGGAGACUAGCAAAGCAGGGAAGUGCUGCCUGCUCUCAGACCAUGGAGAAGAAGAACAGAAGGGGGCGGCAUAUGACUCCUCUUCCAGGCCUUUAAUACAAGACAGGAAUCUCAUUUUGGCCAGGUUAAUUUAAAGUUGGAACUGAUUUGAUUAAAUGGCCUUACCUUUUUUUAAAACUGAAUUUGAAUAGAAAAUAAAAAUGAAGGGAUUUGCCUUUCAGGAGAGAAUGAAGGUUGAUUUGACUUUGAAACAGAUAGGAGUUCAGUCUCUGGAGUUAAUUAAAUCAGAAAAUAUGCAGGGAGUUAAAUAUGAGUAAUUGUGUAACUAGACACACCCAGGAACGUACUGGUUGGUGUUCGACUUGUAAUGGAAGAUUGGCAAUUUAACCUCUUUUCUAAUGAAUUUGGUUUCCAUGAAAAUUUAAAUGAAAAAAAAAAAUACCCUUUUGGAGUUUAAAAGUUUUAACUACUUCCACCUUUACAACAGCUGCCUUUGAAGUUACAAAUGACGAGGCCCCAGAAGAUACUGGAUCAGAGAUGGAGACUUCAGACUUUAUCACAUGAAGGCCUGGGAGCUCCCCAGAACUGUUGCUGAUUCAGUUCUCACUCCACAGCUACUGGCAGCCAGUCUGUAAAGAACAGGAUGAUUUGGGGGGCUGGGGCGGGACACAGGGGGUAGGACUUGGAGGAGAACAAGUAGGUCAUUGGGAGCCAUGAUUAUAUUUUCCCCAAACCCAAAGGUAGAAUCAAACAAGAGGAAGAAACACAGCAGUAUUUGUUAGACCCCAUACAGGGUGAAAAACCACUUUCUCUUCUGCUUUGUUGGAAAAUUAAACCUGAGUUUUGGUUAGGAAUGAGGCAUCAGCAUGAGGAUCUAUUUGGAAGCAUGUUGCUGUGAGGCAUUGUCAGGCACACUGUUUAUCCAGAAAGUCUGCCGAGAGCCUGAAUUCAUCCUUGUGUUUGUAAAUGUUCCCCCCUUUUAAAAUGAUCCCCAGCUAAAAGGAGGAAGCUUAGUCUAGUUCACUCACACAGCAAGAAAAUGGAAUGAGAUUUACAGACAGGCAAGUGGAGGAUUUUAGUAUUUUGAAAAAAUCCGUUGAAAAGCCUAUGCUGGGGACAGCUGGGUGGCUCAGUAGAGAGAGAGAGCAGCACCAGACCUAAAGAUGGGAGGUCCUGGGUUCAAGUGUGGCACAGACACUUCCUAGCUGUGUGACCCUGGGCAAGUCACUUAGCCCGGUUGUUUAACUCUUACCACUCUUCUGCCUUGGGACCGAUAACUUGGUAUCAGUUCUCUGACAGAGAAGGUAGAGAUUUUUUUAAAAAGAAAAGCUUGAGCUUAUCUUUGAGGGGGCCCAUCUGCCCAGGCCUUCCCAGCACUGCCUGUUGGGCUGAUUCUCACAAAUGGACCAUAAUGUGCACAGAGGAUGUAGUUUUUCUUUGCCCAUUUUCCUAGAAGCUCUAAUGUCUAUCGGGAAUUCUUGGACCAAGCUGAUUAAUUAUUGGAAAAGGUCGGCACUUUUCUAUAUAAUAAAAUGAAUCCACAAACCAGUGGAAUUGCUCUAUGGGUGUAUCAGCUGUAUAAUUGUUUAAUGUAUGAGUGCAGACGAAGGGGGCCAUUCCAUUGUAAGUGAGUGCUGUGACGCGGGUGUUCCUGUUUGCUUUAUUUCAGUCGGAAGCUCUAUAGAACUCUAUCCCUGAAAUCAUCCCUGUUGAGAGGAGGAAUGGAGGAGUCCUAGGUCUGCCUUGUUUUUCUUUCCUACGGUUAUGUCGUUUGUCUGCUUUGUAAUGUAGCUGGCAUAGACGGUAAGAGAGGGCGUUAGAGUUUCUCCUGGGGAGAGUUAUGGUGCCACACGGUGAAUGUUCUUACAAAAGACAGCCUAAGUUCACAAGUAUUUCACUGAGGUUUUAUAAAGAUCCAUUAAUACUUAGAUUGGUUUUAUUUAUUUAAAGAGUAUGAAAAAUGCGUGUUUACACUUGGAUUGUAUGUUCUGCGAUUAUUUAGAGGAUUUGUGUGGAGACUGAAAUUCCUAGUUCCAUUUUGGCCGUUGUUAGCAGAAAAAAAAAUGCCACAUCCCAGAAUUUGCCAAACAGAGCUCUUCUUCAUUCGCUCACAAGCCUCUGGUUGCCACUUUGUUUCCUCAAAAAUAUAAUUAUGCUAUCUGCCCCGGUCUGUGCCCUUCCCCUUUACAAGGUUCUUCAUAGACUCUCGCCCUCGGGGAUCCUCACCCAGCCCUGUUUCACACAAGAGGUCCAGAGCUUCUCGUGCCAAGUCCAGUGCUCUUCCCCUGACUUCAGGCCGCCCCUCAGAGCUCCCUGUGAUAGGCAUCCUUAAGGACACACACACACACACACUCCCUCUCCAGGGCCACAGCCCAGAACGUGGGGUUCUCAUUUUUAACUCCAUGCCUCAGCCUUUUUUCUUUUUCUUUUUCUUCCACCAACUGUCUACAAGCAGCUGGCCUGACGAGGUUCAUCUUUUGUUUUUUUCCUGCUCAGUAGAGCAGGUCAGUGACUGGAAGGGGGAAGAGAGAAGGGGCCCCAGUGGCCAGGAUCAUUCACAUAGAACUAACAAGACACCUGCUCCAUCCGGGUGCGGAGCUGAGGGUCAGAGUGGUUGAGUCCCCCAGCCAAGAGACCCCCCAUACUGCCAGAGGCCCAGAGCUCCCAAUUUAGAGCACUUCAUGGUUUUAAAAGCUCCCUCCUCCCAAACGUUAUUUACAAUCCACAGCCCAGACAAUCACCCACCGGUGGAGCUAAUUAUAAAAUGGAAGUACACUGUCUAAAAAAUUAAAAAAAAAAAUACAAACACCCCUCUGUGUGUUCAUCAUUAAUAAGCUAGAGAUUUGAAAAUAUUGUGACUAAUUUUUUGAAAUCUAAAAAAUCAGACACUUGGUGGGGUCAGGGGGAGAUGCUUAUGUUGUUGGGUCAUCCUCUAUCUGUGAUAAAGCAUUUUCCCCCCUUUAGAAUAAAGUUUCUUGAAAAGGUAA